CUCCAGUGCGUCUCCGACUUUGUCUCCUCACCACAGAGGACAACAACUGGCUUCAGGUUCGAGCCCAGUGGUGACGUCUACACGUCCUGCAGGCAGAAGAAGAAUCCUUUCGACAUCUAGUACCACAGUAACAGAACUUUUGCCAAAGAACUACGGUGUGGGCGUCACAACCGAUUUUCAACAUGGAAUGCAGCACCUGGCACUGCGCGAGGGCCAUCUCAUCGCAGGGUCGUUGCUUGGAGGCCUCCCGCAACCGUUGCCUGGCAAUAAGAGACUAUCGGGGUCCACCAUUAAGGCAUCGUGGUCUGGUGUUUAUUUUUGAGGUACUAGAAGGAUAAAUGAGAUGAGGGCCGCGAGGAUUAUACGUUGAAACAUUUGAUAUUAUCCGGAAACAUUCUAGUUAGGUCGGCUCCACCACAAAAAAAAAAGAUAUUAUAGCAUCAGAUAAAUGCCGGAAUCAAACAAUCGGUUGAUGCUUUGCCUUUAUGAUAGCGUUCUACUAGUACUAGUGGUAGUGCGUUCCGCCUUGAGAGUCUUUAGCUCUAACAUUCCAAACGUCCCCCCUGUGCGCGAGGGGCCCAACGAGGCGUUUCCUAGCAGAACAGCGUUAGAGGAAUACGAAAUACGCGAGUUAGCCGACGAUUUGAACACGGUUUCACCAGUAGACAAGCUCUACGACGAUCAGGUUCGGAAUAGCGAGACUUUCCUGAGGGAUCGCCAGUAUCGUGCCUUCAAACUUGGCGAAGAGGACCUCACGAAGCGCAGCGUGAGCGUCACCAGCCGAAAAUGGGUGCCGAGAGAUCCAAAAACAGGAAAACAGAUCCCAGACCCAAAGGACGGCGGAAUACAAGAUACGAAGU
Amoebophrya sp. A25 is the source of this 860-nucleotide messenger RNA. The record is from the annotation of a GenBank genome assembly. NCBI's taxonomy places the organism in Eukaryota, Dinophyceae, Syndiniales, Amoebophryaceae.